Molecule: messenger RNA, 1582 nt
Organism: Betta splendens (Siamese fighting fish)
Lineage: Eukaryota; Metazoa; Chordata; Actinopteri; Anabantiformes; Osphronemidae
Gene: tsen2
Product: TSEN2 tRNA splicing endonuclease subunit
Exons: 13
Coding region: 198-1442 (414 amino acids)
Biological process (GO): tRNA splicing, via endonucleolytic cleavage and ligation; tRNA-type intron splice site recognition and cleavage
Cellular component (GO): tRNA-intron endonuclease complex
Molecular function (GO): nucleic acid binding; tRNA-intron lyase activity
Source: RefSeq, a predicted model, not a curated record
AACAAUGUCCGUCAGCAAAAUAAACCCGGCCAGUUUGUGAAUGGGUGACACAUGAAAACGUUAGCCGGUUAACUAUAUUACCGGAAGGACAAUUCGUCGCGCUAAUUCACAAACAACGUUAAACCACAAGUAUUUAAAGCUUAGUAAAUUGCUGCCGCAAGGUCGACCAGUUCUGAUUCGAUCCAGGGCCGUCCAGUAUGCAGGCGGAGUUUCGUCCACCCCGACGGCGGCCUCGUGUUCAGGAGGAAUACGAAGCUCCGCUGCCGGUCGUUCGGUGCCCGGAGGAGAAGUGCGAGCUCCGAGCGGACCUCAUCAACCAGCACGUGCUGAUCUGUAAUCCAGAACACAUCCAGAAGAUCCAUAACCAGGGUUAUUUUGGGAAAGGUGUGCUGUCCAGAGCUAGGCCGGAUCACAACCUCUCUUACCAAUGGGAGCAAUAUGAAGGUGUGUUUCUACCUGUUGUUUCCCAGUCCAGGUAUGAGGAGCUGCUCGUGUGGGCAGGAGCUGCGCUCUCCACCCAGGGAUCAAAUGAACAGACUGUCAGUCAAAUGCUGCACCAGCUCUCCCAGCCAGUAGAAAUGGAGGAUGUGCUGAGGGAAAUGGGAUGGGAGGGGGAUACACAGACAGAGAAAACUGCACCAGAGAGGAGGGUGUCAGAGAUGAAGCCAGAGGCCAGAAGAGGCUGCAGCUCAGUGAAGAUAAAGAGAGAUAACUUAGAGACACAAAAAGUGAACCCCAACUACGACCCUGACCCAGACCAGGACUCGGAUUCCCGCCCUGACCUUGAGCGUGAGUUCAACUCUGACGCUGACCCUGAUCCUGAUUCUUUAGUUUUGGGUCCUGGUUUUUUCAUGGUGGUCCCUGACAAUGAGGACAGUGGGGGGGUAAGGGAGGUUCGACCGGCCCCGUACUCCCUGUCAGAAUACCUGCAGCUCAGCCUUGAGGAGGCCUUCUUCCUGGUCUACAGUCUGGGAUGCCUUUCUGUCUUCCUGCACCAGGAACCCCUGUCACUCGUGGAGCUGUGGGGGAAGUUCUGUUCUUUGCGCCCGGAUUUCAUUAGCUCGUACGCAGCUUAUCACCACUUUCGCAGCAGGGGCUGGGUCCCCAAAGGAGGUGGGGCGGUGAAGUACGGCUCCGACCUCAUGUUGUACAGGAAAGGACCCCCCUUCUACCACGCCAGUUAUUCAGUGAUAAUUGAGCGGGUGAAUGGUGCGUUCGCGGGCUCAGCCUUGCGUCCAUUCUCAUGGCGUUCUCUGGCGGCUCUUAGCAGGAUCACCACCAACGUCUCCAAGGAGCUGAUGCUGUGCUACAUCAUCUAUCCAGCAGACCUAUCAGAGCCUGACCUCGACUCACCUGAGUGUCUGAGCAGACUCAAGGUUCAGGAAGUAAUUGUCAGCAGGUGGAUUUCCUCCAGAGAGCGAGCAGAGCUGGAUGAGUUCUGAUCUGUGUGAUUUUCUCUGUGAUGACAUCAUGUUGGUCAUAAAUAAACAGAUAACCUUAUGGAGAAGACUGAAUGAACAAGGACUGAUGAUAUUUGUUUGUGUUUAUUAAUAAAGCGGAGCAGCUUGUCUGUUUGAAUCAG